Molecule: messenger RNA, 1758 nt
Organism: Trametes versicolor FP-101664 SS1
Lineage: Eukaryota; Fungi; Basidiomycota; Agaricomycetes; Polyporales; Polyporaceae
Product: FAD-binding domain-containing protein
Exons: 6
Coding region: 1-1758 (585 amino acids)
Molecular function (GO): oxidoreductase activity; FAD binding
Source: RefSeq, a predicted model, not a curated record
AUGUCUUCUGUCCCUGCGCUCGUACUGCUUGCUUUCUCCGCAAUAUCCGCAGGAUUUGCGGCAAAUACCACUCAAUGUCGCUGUCUUCUCGGUGAUCCUUGCUGGCCCUCCCAAGCCGACUUCGAUUCGUUGGCACAACAGGUCUCCCAGCCUCUCCUCCACCCCUUGCCUCCGGCACAGCCGUGCUACGUCGACGCAAACUCGUCUCAAUGCGCCUCUAUUUUGACCAACUGGACUGACGGCAAUUGGCGAGCUGAACAGCCUGGCUCGAUGCAGAACACCAACUUCGAGACAUUCACGUUUUUCAACGGCACCAUCGACGCUUGCUACCUCAACUUCACCCUCGGCAUUCCUUGCCAUCAAGGGAGCGUAUCCGUCGUUGGCGUCAACGCGCGCACCGCUAGCGAUGUCCAAGCUGCGGUGAACUUUGCCGCGAAGCAUAACCUUCGUCUUGUCGUGAAGAGCACAGGGCACGAUUAUUUGGGACGGAGCGACGGCAGGGGUUCUUUCAUGAUAUGGACUCAUCACAUGAAGAAUAUCACCAUGCAUCCCAGCUUCCAGCCAACAGCAGCGCCUCAAAACGAGACAUAUGAACAAGCCAUUACUGUCGGGGCCGGCGUGCAGUGGCAUGAGGCCUACGCGGCCGCUAACGCCUCCGGGCGAGCAAUGGUCGGUGGAGUAUCGUCCGGGGGCUCUGUGAGUGCAGGCGGCGGUUGGCCUCUCGGGGGAGGACAUAGCGCUCUUUCGCCGACCUACGGCCUUGGUGUCGAUAACGUGCUCGAGAUCUCCUUGGUCACAGCCAACGGCACACUCCUCAUCGCCAACACCCACGUCAACUCCGAUCUCUUCUGGGCUCUCCGGGGCGGCGGAGGCGGUACGUUCGGUGUAGUCACCUCGGUAACAUACCGCACGCAUCCUGUCGUGCCCGUCAUCGGCGCCUUCCUCCUCGCCAACAUCACCGGCUCGCAGCCCAACGCUGCCGCUCGGGAGGCGUUCACAGAGCUGGUGCGCAUCACCCCGAACUUGACGGACGCCGGCUGGGGUGGAUACACCAUGUUCGAGGUAGGCGACAACAUGAUCUCAGUCACUCUGACGUACAUCAUCCCGAACGUGUCCUGGGAAGAGGCAAACACGACAAUUCUUCCCUACCUCAACUUCGUGCAGGCGCUCGCUGCGAACUCGAGCUCGGAUCCGAACCCCUUGAUCGUGACAGCCGCGUUCACGGCGCCGUUUACCUCGUUCCUGGACUGGGACGCACAGGUGAUUCCAAAGACUGGAGAUGUGGGCUUCAACACCGAGCUGGGGUCUUGGCUCCUCCCCCGAAGCACCUUGAAGAGUGCGCCCGAGGUCGUGGCAAACACCGUGCUAAACACCUCAUUUGCCUACUACCCCGUUGCAGGAGGAGCAGUCUCCCGCGUCGACCCCGAUGCAACUGGCCUGAACCCAGCCUGGCGUACGGCUAACGUGCACGUCAUAGCGGCGACGAAUUGGCCCGAGGGCGCGACCUCCGCGACGAUCAAUGGACUACGCCAGGAUCUGGAGGACAGCACCGCACGGCUGCGGGCCCUCGCCCCAGAGUCAGGCGCAUACUUAAACGAGGCGUCCCUGUUUGAGCCCGACUUCAAGCACUCGUUCUUCGGAUCCCACUAUGACGCGUUGCGGGCGAUCAAGCAAGUGUACGAUCCGCUGAGUCUCUUCGUCGUGGCAGAAGGUGUGGGGUCAGAUGAGUGGGAUAAGGAGUUGAGGUGUCGUAUCUAA